Bradysia coprophila is the source of this 1409-nucleotide messenger RNA. Its product is annotated as putative odorant receptor 71a. The record is from RefSeq and is a predicted model, not a curated record. Gene Ontology annotation, cellular component: plasma membrane. NCBI's taxonomy places the organism in Eukaryota, Metazoa, Arthropoda, Insecta, Diptera, Sciaridae. Gene Ontology annotation, molecular function: odorant binding; olfactory receptor activity. Gene Ontology annotation, biological process: sensory perception of smell; detection of chemical stimulus involved in sensory perception of smell.
UAUAAAUACGGUGGUCGUUCAAGCACUUGCGAUAUUGUUACAUUUAAGAGCGAACAAUGAGGGUACAGAUUCGAAAGUUGGGUACAUUUGCUGCCGUUGAUAAAUUUAAGUUUGUUCUGAAGUUGUGUGGACUGUGGCCCAGCGGUAUACCGUACAGCUACUUAUCUAUAUUGUACAAUUGGUACAGUUUAGCCUUCAUAUUUGUCUUUUUGUUUCCCUACAUUUUGGCGAUCAACGUUAAUAUAUUCUUCACCGAGGACGUGGUAGAGGCAACAAAUACUCUUUGCAUGGGACUAACAGUGAUGGCAUUGUUCGGCAAAUCGUUGAAUUUCCGAUUUUUUCUCCGGCGAAUACAAAAUCUGUUGCGAACGAGCGAAACGUUUCAGUUAGAAAGUGACCGGGAAGUUGAAUUCGUUGAUCAGAAAAUGGUGCCAUUCAAUAAAUUAUGCAAUUGCGUUUACUGCUUCUCGAAUCUAGCUAUUGCAUUUAACUCAAUCGAGGCAAUCGUGUCCGCAGAAGCUCGGCUGCCAUACGCAGCAUGGUUUCCUUUUGAUUGGAAGUCAAAUUCAACUACAUACGCGUUGGUGUGCAUCUAUCAAGUUGUUGGUAUGGUUAUUGUGGCAAACUUAAAUUUGAGCAUUGAUUUGUUGUCGGUUUAUUUGAUGCACGUUACAAGUGUUAAACUCGAGAUACUUGGAAAUCGUUUGCGCAAACUAAAUGGGAUCAACGUGAACGGUCGACAGAAUCGACACACUCACACCAAGAAGUUGGUUCGGUGCAUUUCAGUAUACCAACAAGCGUGGAAUUAUAUUGCUGUCAAAGAAAACCCUAGCCUGAAAUCGACAUUUAUUUUCGUUGCCUUUGGCAUUACUUGUCAAUUAAAGAUUUUCCAAGCAUACAAAGUUCAAUUGACAUUCGAGCAGUGGUUUUCGCUUUCGUCAUAUUUCGAUUUAGCAACUUUCGUUUCUCUAUCAAGAUUUACCGAGGAACUACAGGCAUGCUUCACUUAUGGAGUCUUUAUUCAAAUCACAUUCAGUGGAACCGUUAUUUGCUCCAUUGCAUACCAACUAAGUACAACAUCGCCUCACGAAAAUCUACUUGCCUACACUUACUUGAUAAUGUAUCAAUUUUGCAUGAUCGGUCAGAUAUACAUUCCGUGCUAUUUUGGCAAUGAAAUCAUAUUAACGCAUGAAAACAUAUCCGGCAGCAUAUUCAACUCUGGCUGGCACUUACAAUCAAUGCACUGUCGACGAAUUGUGAUCAUCUUUAUGGAAAUAGUGAAGAAUGAAUGGCAUAUCUUGGUUGGAAAUUGGAUGGUUCUAAAUUUGGAAUUGUUCGUUUCGAUUAUGAAUUUCGCCUAUCGAUUGUACACAUUCCUCGCUUAAAUUAUUUUUGACCAAUCACCAUAA